GCUCAUUAGUCACAGACUGUUUGUUGCGUAUCGAGAAGAAGUGUUGUGUUUGCUGAUGUUUCCCUCGUCUGGUCUUUUUGCUGAUAUAAACUGUCCAUUCUCAAAACGUGGGCUUUGUGAGCGACCUCACUGUUUGUACAAACAUGCCACGGAACUGCGGGAUAAAUUUGGUGCCAAGUCUGCCAACUAUAAAUCAUCGAUAGUUGAUUUUGCAGGAGUUCAAAAUGGCUAUGCAGUGAAUGAUGAGACCAAAGAUGACUGCCUCCAAGAGCUGGAGAGGAUCAACAAGGAGAUUGAAACUGUAAGGCAUGAGGUAGAGCAGGAGCAAAAGCGACUGUCACGCUACCAGACCGUACAGGCAGACAGCAAAAACACUGCUACUCUUUCCACGCCUGAGACUGGAGGUAAACUUAAAGGUAAAGGUACCUGUGGGCGGUCUUCAUACACAACCUUUACAAAAACGUACUCCCGAGAACGGAAGUACGUAGUUGACAAUUCAAAACCAAGGACUGAUUUGGAGUAUGACCCUCUGUCCAACUUUUCUGCUGGCAUACGGUCCUACAGCUCAGCAGGUAAAGAGCAACAAGGAAAAAGUGGACAAGGUUUGAAAAGGGCAAGAAGUGCUGUUCCUUGUGACCAAAAUAAACCAGUUUUAUGUCAGCCAGAGCCUUCCUGCUCACCUUCUCCAGAGCCCCUUGAUGACUGUAAUGAAGACAGCGUCCUGAUUAUCGAUAUUCCUCCCUCGCCUGACAAAAAAAGAGUGAGAGCUCAACAAUCUGGUGAUUCUGUUGCUGGCAAAUACCUCAAGGAAGAAGCAGACAAAUUGGAGGUUAAAAAAACACAUAUUUUACUUCUAAACACUGAGGCGUGCAAAGUAACAUCUCAACCCGCAUCAAAGAUAAAAGGAAAUAGACUUUCUAGUAACUGCGUAGCUGAAAACACGAAAAGUCGUAUUAAUGUUUAUGAGAACAAAGAAUGUGAAAAUAUACCAGUUGAUGGGAGUGUGGUUCAGUUAACUGGCUUUUCAGAAGACCUGCGAUGUGAAACUCAGGAAAUGACUCACUUUCAGGCUGCAGAAGAAGUAUUUGAGAAAAUUACUGGACCUGCAAGUCCUGCCAACUUAUACCAGCAAGUUAACGACUGGAACAAUCUGGUGUUUGAAAAGGAAGAAAACCCAUUUCAGUUUGAAUUUCCUCAGUGUGAGCUCCCCAAUUUUGCUGAUAAAAUGAUUCUACUGCAGUCGCAUAAUUUUCCACCAAAUAAUUCAUUUUUUUAUAACGCUCCAGAUGCUAAUUCAGGCUCUCUGUGUACGCAAGAAACCAAGCAAGCCCAGGCAGCAGCAGCAGAGCAGCCUGUUCAGAACAGGCUUAGUUAUCAGCCAGGACAGAUGCAGGGUCAAGCUGCUGCAUCUGAAAACUACCUGGAGCCAGCAGAGCCCACUUCAGACCAUGGCAACGGUCAAGCUUGGUAUGAGUCAUCAGCAUCAAAUAUGAUCACUGGAGCUGAAUCGGCAUCCCCAUCCAAUGAGGGGGCAAUACUCAUUAGUUCUGGCUCUGACGAUGAACGGAACUAUUCGGAUAUGGAGCUGUCGGACAGUGACCCAAUGGAGGAAUGUUACAGGAUCUUCAUGGAGGCCAACGAGAAUAAUGGAAAUGAGGAGCAGCCCGAUGUAUCUGUUGGAGCUAUGGAAGAAGAGAAGACGAAGUUAGAUGUCAAACAACAAGCAUUGCCAGGAAAGAAGAGGCUGGCUCAUGAAGCCAAACGUAUAGAGCAGCCAGCGAGUAAGAGCAGACCUCAACCCCAGGUGCUGGUUCCCCUGCGUGGGCCUGCGGUGUCAGGAUUUGCCUCACAGCCCUCCAUCACCCCUGAGAUCCAGCAGGUACAGCAGAGAGCCUCCAUGCUGACGGCUUCAGUUAAAGGUGUUCAGUCUCUGGUUCACUCCAACUCUCAGAGGAGGCUAGAGACCCAGGUUGCACCUUUGCAUUCAAUUCAAACACCUGAAAGCCUGCAGCCUGUUCCUGUGCAAAAUACUUACAUGAACUACAUAUCUUUGGGAACGGCUGUGAUCGGAGUGGGCAACAACUUGCACUUGAUCCUCCCAGAAGGCACCUUUCCUCUGCCUGUCACUUCCAGUUCCAGCCAAGUUACUUCAGUGCUAACCCCAAUCAGUCAUUUGCCUACAAGCUAUGGCGCUGUAAGACCAAUGUACCAUCUACCUGCAGUAACCCCCAUGCAAAGAUACCGCACAACAGCACCUGUGCUCAUCCCUGCGCCGGCACGUAAACCUUCACUGACCUCUGCCUUUGCAGCAACACUUUCAAGUCCAGCCGCUUCCACUACCUCUCAAACUGCUGUCCAUGCUGGCCUUAAGCUGGUGCCUACUAAACGUAAGAUGAAGCAGCAGUGCGAGACGGUCAAAGUUCCCCAUGACACCCGACAACGUUAUGUCAACUUGUUCACAGAGGAGUUCCUCAAGACAACAGCCAAUGUUAAUGAUGCCUUUGAAAAGGCACUUGCUGAAGAGAAGGCUGUGUAUAAUCGCAGUAUGAACAAACUCAAAUAUAUGAGUGUUGCUGUAAAUGCACUGAAGAAGCUGAAGAACCAAGUUGCCGUUGCUGAUAAAGAUGAAAAUGAAGUUAACAGCCAAAAAUCCAAAGGCAACAUUCCCCUUAAUCUGAAGUUUAAAGGAAAUGAUGAUACGGCAUUGUAUGAGAGUUUGAAGGAAUAUGUUUUGUCUGAGGAAACGCUGGUUGAGAGCAACUUUCCUGUCCAGCACCCAGAGAAACAUGGCUGUGCUGUUCUUUUUGCUGACAACAAGAAAGGCCACGCAGACCCCCUCAAGAGGAUCUGCUGCCGAUGUGGUGCUACAUACUCUGUGAGCCAAACGGGCAAGCACAUUCGCAAGGAGGAGUGCAACUACCACUAUGGGAAAGGAGUUACAAAGAAAGUGCCAGGUGGAGUUGAGACGCGCUACAGCUGUUGUGAGGGAGUCAUGGGAGCACCUGGAUGUCAGGUGUUUAAGCUGCAUGUCCAUGACUUCAUCAGCAUGGAUGGGUUUGUGUCGACCGUCCCCAGAUGUCCCUCAGAUACGAGCUGUCCUGGGGUCUACUCCUUGGAUUGUGAAAUGUGUUAUACCAUUCAUGGCCUGGAGCUGUCCAGAGUGACUGUAGUCAACUGUAAUCUGCAAGUUGUCUAUGAUGCCUUCGUCAGACCUGAUUAUGAAGUCAUUGACUAUAACACCAGGUUUUCAGGCAUCAGUGAAGAAGAUCUUAAAGGGAACCACACCUCCCUCAGAGAGGUGCAGGAGACCUUAUUGAGCUUCAUCAGCACAGACACCAUUCUUAUUGGACACGGCCUGGAAACAGACCACUAUGCCUUGAAGUUGCUCCAUGGGAUGGUGGUAGACACAUCAGUGGUCUUCCCACAUCGUCUGGGCCCCCCUCACAAGCUGACCCUCAACAAACUCACCGCUGAUUACCUCAGGAGAAUCAUCCAAGAGAGUGUUUGUGGCCAUGACACUGCAGAUGAUGCUGCUGCCUGCAUGGAGCUUAUGUUAUGGAGGGUCAAAGAAGAUGGAAAAUUCAAAAAAUGAUGGAAAUAAACCAUGAUAAUUGCCACACUUUUCAUACAUGAAUAAUAAAACGCUUGCUGUCAUGCAAGUAUGUCACAUCUAUUUUGUUCUAAAAACAUUGGAGGGCUGUUUCUGUUAUUUGUUUACAUCACUUGAUUUAUGUUAGUUACAGUAUUUUCUGUAUGUUACAUUUUGCUUUGCAGCCCAUGUAUCCAUGCCUGUAUACAUAAUUGUGAAAUCCUGUAGGAUGGGGUGUCAUCAAUAUUUUCCAAGUAAAGGCACAUAAUGAAAUCAAUUUGUGUGAUAUUUUUUUUUUAAAGAAGCUCUCAAUCGCCAAUGGGCAUUCACCAUUUAAUAUCUAAUUGGCCUCAGGUGUGCUAUUACAAAUAAGAGCACACCUGCAUGUAAUUAAAGUAAUUACUAGUAAUUUAAAUACAUGGUAUUUGUCUAUGUGAAGGCUAAGAUUGUAUUGAUUUGUUACAGACUAUGCUGACUUGAAUUCAUUGAAAUGUAUAGAUCAACACAUGGCACAUAGGAGUUUCAUUACUAUGCUUAAAACUGAUUUGAAUUGUUUUACUCUUUUCAAUAUAUUGCUUUAAUUUCUGAUGUCUUAAUUAUUCUUCUUAAGCCACAAAUAAAUCCAUUGUGGAACAUAAAA
This is a messenger RNA of Notothenia coriiceps (black rockcod), 4229 nucleotides long. Its product is annotated as RNA exonuclease 1 homolog. The record is from RefSeq and is a predicted model, not a curated record. The transcript has 16 exons. Gene Ontology annotation, molecular function: exonuclease activity; nucleic acid binding. Gene Ontology annotation, cellular component: nucleus. The coding region runs from base 56 to 3592 and encodes 1178 amino acids. NCBI's taxonomy places the organism in Eukaryota, Metazoa, Chordata, Actinopteri, Perciformes, Nototheniidae.